AGCAAACCUGUCAAAUUGAAUUAGAGGUUAUGUUUACAAUUUGCAACUCCCAAAAAGCCAAACAUGAGAUGUUUAGCUGGUGUAUCCUCUCAAUAAAUUAAUAAUUUACACGAAAAUGUUGAUAUUGAUCCUCGCCUUUCAUAUACUUCUCCAUCUUAAACCCACCCUUUGCAAGGAUGAUUACAAGGAAUCCCUGGUAAUCCUUCCACUAUCCGGCGAAGACAUCUACACUCGUUUUUCGUUUAACUUUACUUGGGACGGCGACCCCGCUACCAAACAAUACCACCAUACCCAUUUAUUCCCGAGAGCCGUAGCGGAAAUCAUCGGGAAUUUCAAUGUCGAAGAACUGCAUUUGAGCUUAACCCAAGGCCUAUGGAGGUACGAAACUUGGGGUUAUCCAUUUAGAGAUGCCGCUCCCGGUGCCGAACUGUGGGCUUGGUUUAAACCAGACACCACCGAUGUCGAUAAAAACUGGAAACUGCUCGCCAAUGCCCUAAGUGGUUUACUGUGUGCAUCAUUUAAUUUUGUCGAUGGAUUGAAUACUGUUAGCCCCGAAUAUUCUUUUAGGCCCCAAGGAGUUAUCGACUGGCCUAAGGUUAAUAAUAGUUUUUUAAGGUAUUCAAGCCUCCCCCGAGAAAUAGUAUGCACCGAAAACUUAACCCCUUUUACGAAACUUCUGCCGUGCGGAUCAAAGGCGGGUCUCUCGUCCCUCCUAAACUCCGGCUACAUACACAACACCAAGUUCCAUUCACUGGACCUAAGCCUGAGGCGAGUAUGCAGCACCCAAGAAUGCACCGCUGCCAACUUGGAAUUGUCUUUGGGGGUGUCCCUCGUCUACAACUACGCCAUUUUGGGCACCAAAAACUGGUCGUUUAAAAAACUGUUCGGACAAGGGCUGAACAGCCGUUGCCACGUGGCAUCGAGUGAUAAAAUCUACGUGGAUCUGGCCCCAAAAGAGUCGUCGAAGCAGGGUUUUGAAUUAGAAGUCGAACCAGAAACUUAUUUAGGAAAAGACAAUGAGGUGGCCGUAUACGAGUUACGGGAUCGUCGUUUUUUAAAUGUCGGUGUGCGUUAUAAUGACUCUGUUGGAUUGACUUUGACUACUCCUGUAAAACUUUAUGCCCAUCAGUAUUUGACCGGGUACGGACAGGAGAGGGGCGGGAUUGUCACCGAGAUAUACAAUAACCAUUGGAGCAGUUUGGAUAUCGUUUUAUUGCAGAACAUUCCGUGGUACGUGCCGAUAUACUUGCACACUUUAAAAGCUGUCUCAAACGGCCGAACCAUCGAACCGACAGUGUUAAAGUAUAGGCCAGGCAAACAACGACAAAAAGCAUAUUAUUUGGAGGUGGUUUACAAACUUCCGCCCCAUUCGGUGACGACUGUUUCAAUCGAUUUUGAUUAUGUCUUCCUUAAAUGGCAAGAGUACCCUCCAGAUGCGAACCACGGGUUCUAUAUAGGUUCGGCGGUGAUUUCUUGUGUUCUCCCAAAAGUGAGGGAUGACUCCUUACUCUGGUCUCAAGGUUUGGUGCAAAUCAGGACCGAGAACUUGGUGAUAACACUUCCAACCCCGGACUUCAGUAUGCCUUAUAACGUUAUUUGUUUGGCGUGUACGGUUGUCGCUUUGGCGUUUGGGCCUUUGCACAAUACUACAACCAAAAGGCUGAUUUUAAUGAAGAAAACUAGGGACGGCUUAUUGCUGAAGUUAAAGAGAAGAUUUCUGCAGAAAAUGGCUGCAAAUUCAGAGAAAAAAGAGGAGUAGUGUAUUUAUAUAGUUGUGUGUCAGUAUAAAGUUUGCCAUGUGUUUUUUUUUUGUAAUAAAGUAUUUAUGGUCAGCUGUGAUUAACUUUGAUUGUUUUUAAAACUUAAUUAAAGUAAUUAUAAGUAA
Molecule: messenger RNA, 1885 nt
Organism: Anthonomus grandis grandis
Lineage: Eukaryota; Metazoa; Arthropoda; Insecta; Coleoptera; Curculionidae
Gene: PIG-T
Product: GPI transamidase component PIG-T
Exons: 3
Coding region: 116-1759 (547 amino acids)
Biological process (GO): attachment of GPI anchor to protein
Cellular component (GO): GPI-anchor transamidase complex
Source: RefSeq, a predicted model, not a curated record